UAUGUACCACCCCACUUUUUUCUAACAUAGUAGCGCUCUAGAAUGAGCACCUUCAAUGUCACGUUUGUUGUUAGCAUUUGAACCCAGUCUUAAAUCUUUGUUUAAACGUUUUAAAAAUGCACAAAUUAGGUUGUGUGUUUGGUAAUUCUGUGAGGACAGUGUGUCGACAGCUGGCUGUCUCCGUAAAUGCUCAAGCGACCUCCAUAAAUGGAAGCACAGAGCUGCGGCGAACCAUAAACAACAGUGCUGCAAGGCUUAAAGAAGCAGAAGCACCUAAAGAAAAAACAGGAAAAGACUUCAGCCUCUUGCCUCCACUUCCUGGAGAGGACAGUGCACUGAGAUGGGGUGGAAAGAAAUUUGAGGAGUUGCCAAUUGCUCAUAUUAAAGCCACCUACAACAACACACACAUCCAGCUAACAGACAGCGCGGGGCUGUCUCUGGUGAGGACGUCCUGCGGCACGGAGGGCUUCAAGAAUAUUAAGAAGUCGACGCCCAUCGCUGCACAGACCGCAGGAAUCUCUGCUGCUGCUAAAGCAACAGGAAAAGGAGUUACGUUUGUUCGCGUUGUUGUCAAAGGGAUCGGUCCUGGACGUCAGUCGGCGAUCAAAGGCCUGACGAUGGGGGGCCUGGAGGUGGUAUCCAUCACAGACAACACCCCCGUGCCACACAAUGGAUGCCGCCCCCGUAAAGCCAGGAGGAUGUGAGGAGGAACCUGUGGAGUUGUCGUGUGCUAAUAAAGUGUCGUGUUGUGUAA
Molecule: messenger RNA, 754 nt
Organism: Oryzias melastigma (Indian medaka)
Lineage: Eukaryota; Metazoa; Chordata; Actinopteri; Beloniformes; Adrianichthyidae
Gene: mrps11
Product: mitochondrial ribosomal protein S11
Exons: 6
Coding region: 117-704 (195 amino acids)
Biological process (GO): ribosomal small subunit assembly; maturation of SSU-rRNA from tricistronic rRNA transcript (SSU-rRNA, 5.8S rRNA, LSU-rRNA); translation
Cellular component (GO): ribosome; mitochondrial small ribosomal subunit
Molecular function (GO): small ribosomal subunit rRNA binding; mRNA 5'-UTR binding; structural constituent of ribosome
Source: RefSeq, a predicted model, not a curated record